UCGAAGAAGAAAAGAAAAGUGGCGGAGAUUUAUCAGGCUCUGAACAGCGACCCGAUCGACGUGGCUGCGCUCAGGCGGAUGGCGAUCAGCAAGGGGGGGCUCUUGAUGGACGAGAUCCGCUGCAAAGUGUGGCCGAAGCUGCUGAGCGUGAAUACAGACGACCUGCCCCCCCGUCCAGCUGCUUUUACUUCGCUCCAACUCUCUUUCGAGUGCGGGCCCUGCGUGCACGCCGAUUCCUGCAGGGUCUGCCCGGAUUUUAUGGACCCGACGAUGGAUAACACCAAGCACAUUUUAAAUUACCUGAUGCCCAUCAUAGACCUGGUGAACCCUGAGGUGCAUGACUUCAUGCAGAGGAGCAGGCUCUGCUCAGAGGACGGAUGUAACUACCCAGAAGGGUUUUUCCGUGGCCUCGGAGUCUGGGGAAGGAUCGUGCUGCACCGGCAGCAGGAGGUCCUGGACUGCGAGUGCGACAUGGCCUCUGUCCACCACCUCCUGUCCCAGAUCCCCCAGGACCUUCCUUACGAGAAGCUGAUCAGAAGAGCCGGGGACCUUUUUGUCCAGUUCCCACCAUCCAAACUUGCCAAGCAGGCAGCUCAGCAGCAGGCGGAACGAACUGCGGCUUCCACUUUCAAGGACUUUGAGCUGGCGUCAGUGCAGCAGAGGCCGGACACUGUGUUGAGGCAGCGCUUCAGGGAGCGGCCCCGAGCGGAGGAGCGGACAAAAUCCAUCUUGACAAAGCCGAGGACCAACCGCUUUGUCAAGCUGGCGGUGAUGGGGCUGACGGGCGCGCUGGGAGCAGCCGCCCUGGCCGUGGUGAAGAGCGCGCUGGAGG
Molecule: messenger RNA, 832 nt
Organism: Opisthocomus hoazin
Lineage: Eukaryota; Metazoa; Chordata; Aves; Opisthocomiformes; Opisthocomidae
Source: RefSeq, a predicted model, not a curated record